CGGAAUAAGGGUUACGCCAAACGAGGGCAGGAAUCCCACAAUAGCAGGCGGAGGAUUUUUUUUUUCUUCUUCUUCUUUUUUUUUUCUCUCUCUCUCUCUAAGCGGAGCUGAGUUGGUUUGCCGUUGCAAUCACAGGGAAGGCAGCGGGGAAGGAGGCUCUGCGGGGAGAUGUAAGAUGGCAGAGCUACAAAUGUUGUUAGAGGAUGAAAUUCCUGCCGGUAAAAGAGCGCUCGUGGAGAGUUACCAAAACCUUACCAGAGUAGCGGACUACUGCGAAAACAACUAUGUUCAGGCCCAGGACAAGAGGAAAGCUCUGGAGGAGACCAAAGCCUACACCACCCAGUCGCUGGCCAGCGUGGCCUACCAGAUCAAUGCCUUAGCCAACAAUGUACUGCAGCUGCUGGACAUCCAGGCCUCGCAGCUGCGGCGCAUGGAGUCCUCCAUCAACCACAUCUCCCAGACGGUGGACAUCCAUAAAGAGAAGGUGGCCCGGCGGGAGAUCGGGAUCCUGACCACCAACAAGAACACCUCGAGGACCCAUAAGAUCAUCGCGCCCGCUAACAUGGAGCGGCCCGUCCGGUACAUCAGGAAGCCCGUGGACUACAAUGUACUGGACGACGUCGGCCACGGCGUCAAGUGGCUAAAAGCCAAGCAGCAUGGAAACAAUCAGGCGAUCAGAGGAGGAACUCUAUCGAGGACCAACCCGCCGACGCAGAAGCCGCCGAGCCCUCCCAUGUCGGGGCGCGGCACGCUCGGACGCAACACGUCCUACAAGACCCUGGAGCCGGUGAAGCCGCCCACGGUGCCCAACGACUACAUGACCAGCCCCGCCCGACUGGGCGCCCAGCACGGCCAGCAGCACAGCCCCGGACGCACGGCGUCACUCAACCAGAGGCAACGCACACACAGCGGAAGCAGCGGGGGUAGCAGCAGCCGGGAGAACAGCGGCAGCAGCGCUAUUGGCAUUCCCAUCGCCGUGCCUACGCCCUCCAUCCCCAACUCUGGACCAGUCCCGUCCAUGUCUACUCCCCCGGGAGCCCCUCCGCCACCCCCACCCCCACCACCUCCGAUGGCCGGGCUCGGCCCCCCUCCACCACCUCCACCACCACCACCUAUAGUGGUGGCCCCUGGUCCUGGUCUGGGCCCCGCUCCAAUGUCCCAGUUUGGAACCAUCUCGCGGCAGAUUUCGCGGCACAACCCCUCCAACUCCUCCGUGUCUAUGGUUUCGGCCACGGGCACCUACCGCCGGGCGCCGUCGGUCACUUCCCAGUUCUCCUUGCAGCAGCAGCAGCAGCUCCAGCAGCAGCAGCUCCAGCUCCAGCAGCAGCAGCUCCAGCAGCAGCAGCUCCAGCUCCAGCAGCCUCAUAUCAAUGGAGGCACUCCUGGCUACGGCCAGAACUCAAUGUCUGUCGCUCCUCCUCCCCCCAUGCCCCAGCUGACUCCACAGAUACCUCUGACUGGCUUUGUGGCCAGGAUGCAGGAGAGCAUUGCAGACACUCCCACUCCGCCUCCGCCGCCGCCUCCGGAUGACAUUCCCAUGUUCGACGACUCCCCGCCGCCCCCGCCGCCGCCUCCGGUGGACUACGAGGAGGAGGACGCGGCCGUGGUGCAGUACAGCGACCCUUACGCCGACGGAGACCCACAGUGGGCGCCCAAGAGCUACGUGGAGAAAGUGGUGGCCAUCUACGACUACAACCAGGACAAGGACGACGAGCUGAGCUUCAUGGAGGGGUCCAUCAUCUACGUCAUCAAGAAGAACGACGACGGUUGGUACGAGGGCGUGUCCGGCGGCGUCACCGGGCUGUUCCCUGGCAACUACGUGGAGUCCAUCAUGCACUACGCCGACUGAGGGGGGUCGUAAACAGUCAUAACCGUCACCCACUGAGAGACUGACCGCCGCCAUUGUUGACUCCUGAGACGCGACUGUAUGAUCCCCUCUUUCUUUUUUUAUAUGACAGAAUGUUCUUUCCCUUACCGAUUGCAAAUAAAAUGAAAAGUAAUAUCUAUUUA
Molecule: messenger RNA, 2010 nt
Organism: Cyclopterus lumpus (lumpfish)
Lineage: Eukaryota; Metazoa; Chordata; Actinopteri; Perciformes; Cyclopteridae
Gene: abi1a
Product: abl-interactor 1a
Exons: 12
Coding region: 176-1849 (557 amino acids)
Cellular component (GO): lamellipodium; intracellular anatomical structure
Molecular function (GO): SH3 domain binding
Source: RefSeq, a predicted model, not a curated record